AUGCAGGUGAAGUACCCGAUCAUGGGAUUGUCGUACGCACGCGGCUUUUUCGCCAUCUGCGGCGGCGGCGGAUCACUCAAAUCCGGUAUUAAAAACACUGUCGACAUUUAUCGUCUCUCAGACACGGAUCCAACAGGCUUCAGCAAAGAAAUCACAGCCGAUACGGGUCUAGAAUUGGCUUCUGGUGUAGCCUUUUCUCAUGAUGGCCAGCUUGUUGCCGUAUCUGUUAGCGCUAGCUGCUGGGUCUAUACAUUGAACGUGAAGGAAAAGACUAUCACUCUGCUAGUCAAAUUCCGCACGGACUUUCACAAUCAGGAAAGCUCACAAUCUUGCGCCCGCUUCGUCGGCAAUUGUACCAUCUUAACUGGCGGAGAAGAUGGAGUGGUGCGCAUUUGGCGCCUGAGUCGAGACCCAUCUAAGCUUGAGAAGGCAGUGGGUACAGCCAAAGCUUUGGCAGUAGUAGAGGAGAAAGAUCCUGAUGCCAGUGUGGUGGCCGUGGAACAACCUAAGCUUGGAGACUGUGUCAUUAGUGGUAAUAGCAUGAUCACCCUGACGAGGGAGUAUCGGGGACAUACUAAGAGGAUUCGAGACAUUGAUGUUGAUCUUUCUCAUCGUAACCUUGUCGCUUCUAGUUCAGAAGACCAAUCGUGCCAUUUGUGGAGACUAAAUGAAGUGACGCCGAUCUGCAGGUUUUCUAAAGACGACGCAUUGGAUAUUGCUCUCCAAAAACUACCAACGAAGCCUAUUGUCGGACCACGGAAGCAUGUAUUCCGAUGUGUGCGCUUUUCAAAUAGUGGACGUCGACUCUUUACGAUAUUAACUCCCGCGCGUGGUGAUUCGAUUUUGGUCAAGUGGAAACCUGAGGUCAUUGCACAGGAAAAUGAGGAGCAGUGGUCUUGGGUCGUUGAACAAAUCGCUAUUGCGGGAGAAAGACCCGUGGCAAGUCUUUGUGUAAGUCAGGAUGACCGUUUCGUAUGUGUGGCUGCAGUCACGGGUGAUAUGAAGGUUUUUUUGGCGUCCACAUUGAAGCAAUACACAAUCAAUUCGACUGGCCAGCAUUCGUUUGCAAUCACUGGUAUGAGCUUUGCGCUGUCUGCUGACAAGAAUGCUCCUUAUUUUUGCCUGGUUAGCGGGGGCGCGGACAAAAAUCUUCUUCGACAUGAGGUUCCGAUGGAAGGUGGUAUCUUGAGAUCGAGAAGAGAAAUUAUUGUUACGGGCUUAACAACCGUCAUGAGUACCGCUUUUGGUCUCGGGCUCAACUUUAUUAUGGCCACGAUCCUGCUAUUUAUUCUCUUGCUAUUUAUUCACGCGCAAACAGCUAUGUUCUCGAAUGGUCCAUUAACAGGCUUUGAGGAUCUGGCAUCACUCCGCUUUGAAUCGCCAGAUGGUCUGGCAACUCUUUUUGCAGUCGUGGCCAGCUGUGCUAUCAUUUGGCUUAUAGCUGCGCACAGCUCAGUAACGAGUCGAUUGUUUUGGAACGGUUUUCUGUGUCUGCUGUCAGCUUUUAUAGCCUUCCUGGUGGCCAUCUCAUCAGAUCUUGAAGUGCAUUGGCAAACCGGCGAUGCCGCAGUUGAUGAGCUUCUUGGUACGCUAAUUUCUGCAUUUUUUCUGGCAUUCUUCGUAUUAAUAUUUGUGAUCGUUGCUACUGUGUAG
This is a messenger RNA of Plasmopara halstedii, 1653 nucleotides long. RefSeq lists its product as hypothetical. Lineage: Eukaryota; Oomycota; Peronosporomycetes; Peronosporales; Peronosporaceae. The record is from RefSeq and is a predicted model, not a curated record. Bases 1 to 1653 code for a protein of 550 amino acids. Gene Ontology annotation, cellular component: endoplasmic reticulum membrane. Gene Ontology annotation, biological process: protein secretion. The transcript has 3 exons. Gene Ontology annotation, molecular function: GTPase activator activity; guanyl-nucleotide exchange factor activity; protein binding.